Messenger RNA from Arachis stenosperma, 1110 nucleotides. RefSeq lists its product as uncharacterized. The record is from RefSeq and is a predicted model, not a curated record. Bases 1 to 1110 code for a protein of 369 amino acids. The transcript has 2 exons. Lineage: Eukaryota; Viridiplantae; Streptophyta; Magnoliopsida; Fabales; Fabaceae.
AUGGCUGAACGUAAUGCUGGUCAACGAGUGGUGUUAGAUGACACUGGAGGGUUGGAGGACGAGAACAUUAUUGUGUUUGGGAAGGAAGAAAUAGAAGAAAGUCUCCAGAUCUGUGCCAAAAGUCUUAUAGGCCGGAUCUUGGCAGAUCGAUCCUUUGGAGUUGGUACAGUGGAAGGAGCAAUGAGAGCGAUCUGGUCUCACCCAGAAGGGUUUAAGAUUAUGGAUUUAGGUGAUAACCUAUUCCAAUUCUUCUUUGAAAAGGAAGUGGAUCUGGUUCGCGUAGAACGCGGUGCACCAUGGUUGCUGAAAAAUUACAUUGUCAAUAUCAAAAGGUGGGAGGAGAAGGAUAUUAAUAACAAUGAUGAACUAUCUCGAGUCCCAAUUUGGGUACAACUGUGGGGGAUUCCAGAGCACUAUAAAUCAAAGGAGUUAGGGAGGAAGAUUGGAGGUACUAUGGGAGAAGUAGUGGAAGUGGAUUUUUACUCAAUGAGAGGAAGAGAAAGUAGAAUCUUAAAGGUUAAAAUUCUCAUGGAUGCUACAAAACCUUUAAGAAGAAGCCUCAGGAUUGCUGGACCUAAUAGAAACGUGAUUGAGUUAUCCGUAAAAUAUGAGCGAAUCGAGACAUUCUGCAACUAUUGUGGUCACCUCGGACAUGAAAGUAGAGGAUGCAAUCAACACCUUGAAGAUUCAAUUAAGGGAGAAGUGCAAGAGGAGAAGUGGGGGACUUGGAAAACAGUGGUGAAAAUGAGCAACUGGGAAGCAAAUCGAAGGAAGAUAAUAGUGGUAAUGGGGGCAUGGGAGAAGAUAGUGGCAGAUCAAAGGGAGAGGCUGUUGUUAGUGCAUAAAAAAUGUGGAGACAAAGAAUAUUUUAAUGACGGCAGCACUGAAAGUGAAGCUAAUGAAGAAAAGAGAAAGGGAGGACUAAAAGGAGUGGAGGAGGCAAUGAGCUCAGGCUUCAAUAUUGGCCGAGAAUCUGACACACUAGAGGAAGAUGGCCGAAGGAUGAAGUUAAAACAACUUGCAAGGAGGAGUGGAAGUAAGUAUAAAAUAUUCAGUGGUGAAAAAAGGAGAAUAACGGAGCAGGUAGCAGACAAUGGAGGAAAAAAAUAA